UCAGUGUCGUUUAGAGAUGUGGCCGUGGACUUCACCCAGGAGGAGUGGCAGCGACUGGACAUUGCGCAGAAGACCAUAUACAGGGACGUGAUGCUGGAGAACUACAGCCACCUCAUUUCCCUGGGGCAGCCCAUUAUCAAACCGGAUGUUAUCACCAAGUUGGAACAAGGAGAAGAGCCAUGGAUAGUAGAUGGAGAAUUCCUACUUCCGAGUUAUCCAGAAGAAGCCCAGAAAGUUGAUGACAUGACAGAUGGAAUCCAGGAAAAUGAAGGUGAACUUUCAGGGCACACAGUGCCCCUCAGCAAGCCUGUGGUGGAAGAGAGAGGCAGUGUGCUUGUUAAGACGGUUAAUGUGGAAACAAGCCCUGAUCCUUUAAGAAGACUCUCUUAUAAAUGUGACUCAUGUGAGAAGAGUUUAACAUCUGUGUCAAGCUAUAUUAGUAGUGAUGGAAGCUAUGCAAGAAUGAAUCCCAAUCAAUGUAGUGGGUGUGGGAAGUCACUUCUCCAUGUUAAGCUUGAGAAAACUCAUCCAGUUGAUCAGUCUUAUGAGUUUAAUCAAAAUAAGGAACCUGAUGCUCUAAAUGAUGAGAGUGUUUACCAGAAAAUUCAUAUUAUGGAGAAACCUUUUGAGUAUAUUCAAUGCCAGAAAGCUUUUCAGACAGAGACAGUUUUCGCUAAUCACAUGGAGGAAAAACCCUGUAAGUGGAAUGAACCUGAAAUAGCCUUCCUGCAGAUGUCAAACUUAGGUGUCCAUCAGCGACCCCAUAUGGAAAUGAAACCUUAUGAGUGCAGCGAAUGUGGGAAAUCGUUCUGUAAAAAAUCAAAGUUUAUCAUCCACCAAAGGACUCACACAGGCGAGAAACCUUUUGUAUGUAAUCAAUGUGGGAAGUCCUUUUGUCAGAAGGGAACCCUCACUGUACAUCUACGAACACAUACAGGGGAGAAGCCUUAUGAAUGUAGUGUAUGUGGGAAAACUUUCUAUCAAAAGUUACACCUCAUUCAGCAUGAGAGAACCCAUUCAGGAGAGAAGCCCUAUGAGUGCAACUAUUGUGGGAAAUCCUUUUGCCAGAAGACUCAUCUCACACAACACCAGAGGACCCAUUCAGGAGAGAGACCCUAUGUGUGUCAUUACUGUGCAAAAACUUUCUCCCAGAAGUCAGCACUGAAUGAUCAUCAUAAAAUCCACACAGGCGUGAAACUUUACAAGUGCAACGAAUGUGGGAAAUGUUUCUGCCGCAAGUCUACCCUUACUACUCAUCAGAGAACACACACAGGAGAAAAACCCUAUGAAUGUAACGAAUGCGGGAAGUUUUUCUCUCGGUUGUCCUAUCUCACUGUCCAUUAUAGAACCCACUCAGGAGAGAAGCCUUAUGAAUAGAAACCCUAUGAAUGUACUGAGUGUGGGAAGAAGUUCUACCACAAGUCAGCUUUCAACAGCCAUCAGAGAAUCCAUAGGAAAGGUGAGAACAUCAGUGUGAUUGAUGUGGAAAGGCUUAUCUGA
Elephantulus edwardii (Cape elephant shrew) is the source of this 1500-nucleotide messenger RNA. RefSeq names its product zinc finger protein 12 (gene ZNF12). The record is from RefSeq and is a predicted model, not a curated record. Lineage: Eukaryota; Metazoa; Chordata; Mammalia; Macroscelidea; Macroscelididae. Gene Ontology annotation, cellular component: nucleus. The transcript has 4 exons. Gene Ontology annotation, molecular function: DNA-binding transcription activator activity, RNA polymerase II-specific; RNA polymerase II cis-regulatory region sequence-specific DNA binding. Gene Ontology annotation, biological process: regulation of transcription by RNA polymerase II.